AUGAGCGGACAAACAAAAUUGUUUGGCGACAAGGCCUUUGAUCUUCUCAAGGAACUCGAGAGAUCAUCGGCUACAAUUCCCGCCUUCGAUGACGACGGAGUGCGUCAGGUACUUGAAGAAAUCAAGGCGAUAUUCGAGGAGAACGUGGCCCAGGCCUCCACUUACAAUGCUUCCGGGGAUCGAAGUUUGUGGCCCCUUCUAAACUUUCGUCAUGCGGCUCUUCAGCGGAACAAAAGGUGCCUCCUAGCCUAUUUGUAUGAGAGGUGCAAGAGGAUCAAGGCGCUGAGGUGGGAAUUUGGACCCAUCAUUCCCGGGGACAUCAAGCAGUCGCUCUGCGAACCGGAGGUGCAUUUCUUCAACAAUUACUCCAAAUCCCUGGCAUCGUACAUGUGCAGUGCGGGCUACAACCAGGGAUUGCCCAUUGAUCUCACCAACAACCUGAGGCCCCCGAAAUCCCUUUAUAUAGAGGUUCGCUGCAUGGAGGAUUAUGGAAAAUUCGAGUUAGACGACGGCGAGGUGAUCCAUUUGAAGAAGAAUAGCCAGCAUUAUCUGCCCAGGGCUCAGGUGGAGUCCCUGGUGAGGCAGGGCAUCCUUCACCAUAUAGCUUAG
This is a messenger RNA of Drosophila takahashii, 609 nucleotides long. RefSeq names its product DNA replication complex GINS protein PSF1-like. The record is from RefSeq and is a predicted model, not a curated record. Gene Ontology annotation, cellular component: GINS complex. Lineage: Eukaryota; Metazoa; Arthropoda; Insecta; Diptera; Drosophilidae. Gene Ontology annotation, biological process: DNA strand elongation involved in mitotic DNA replication; DNA replication.